GACAAAUUCAAUUUAAAAUCCUUUUCAAUUUUUAUUUUGUUUCAAAUUUUUACUAUUUAUUUGAAGUAAACAUUGUAGAUUUAGGUUAAAUUUUGUCAAAUGUUGUUGAAAAAUGUCUGUCUUGUGUAGGGUAAAUAUCCUCUGAAUGUUUAACAACCAGAGUAAUAAUAUUUAUUUAUUUAUUUAUUUAUUUUACCACAAAACAUUCACAAAAUAAAAAAAAUAUGCAUUUUAAAGGAGAAUAGACAGAAGAAAACUUAUUUAUGCUUCUUUUUCUGAAGCAUUUUUUACCCAAUUUUAAAACAAUAAACAAAAAAAAAAAUAUUUAAAAACACAAUUGUAGAAUAUUUUCCAUUAAAACAUCAAAUAUGUCUGUGGUUCAGGGGUCAUGGAGGAGGGAAUUUUGGGACGAGCAGCUUUCCCUCCUCACAAUUGCAGUACUUUCACUGAUACCCCAGCCCUACCCCAUGAGCGGGGGUUAUUUUUGGUCAGCACAGUCACGGACCAACGCUGAGGCCUUGGGUUCAACUUGAACCUCACACCCGCCUCCCCCCCCUCUCAGCUCUCCGUGUCACACCGCCUGGCAUUAGUCCUGAGCUUACACUGGCAGAGGCAGAGGCUGCCUCACCCAACGGACCUGCAGCAGAAUCUGCCUCACAGACCCAACCAGAACCACAUCUGUGGGAGGGGGGAGACGCAGCAAACGGUGUUUUGGUGACCAUGACGGACACCGCUGCCGAGGAGGACAGGGACCCAGACAUUGAACUAUUCGUCAAGGCUGGGAGUGAUGGAGAGGUCAUCGGAAACUGUCCCUUUUCUCAACGCAUUUUCAUGAUUCUCUGGCUAAAAGGAGUAGUCUUCAACGUCACCACUGUUGACCUGAAGAGGAAACCUGAGGAUCUCCACAAAUUGGCCCCAGGGACAAACCCGCCAUUCCUGACGUUCCAGGGGGAAGUUCUCACUGAUGUCAACAAGAUAGAGGAAUACUUGGAGCAGAUGCUUGCUCCACCGAAGUAUCCCAAACUUGCACCAAUUAACCGUGAGUCCAACACAGCAGGGAUUGACAUCUUCUCCAAGUUUUCAGCAUACAUCAAAAACACGAGACCAGAUAAAAACAGAGCUCUGGAGCAGGCUCUGAACAAAGCUCUGACCAAGCUCGACGAGUACCUGAUGAGUCCGGUUCCUGAAGAAGUUCAGAAGGGGCGGCACCACGAGGGAACGUCCACUCGCAAAUACCUGGACGGAGAUGAGCUGACGCUCGCCGACUGCAACCUUCUUCCCAAACUUCAUGUCCUCAAGGUGGUGGCAAAGAAAUACAGAAAUUACGAUAUCCCGUCUGAUCUCAAAGGGGUUUGGCGUUACCUUGGCAAUGCCUGCGAACGAGACGAGUUCCUGAACACCUGUCCCGCUGACGAAGAAAUCGAGCUAGCCUACAAAGAUGUAGCCAAGAGGCUAGGAAAGUAAUUAACGCCACAGAAGCAAGCACAUCUGUACCUUUUUGUUUAUUCAUUUCUAAUAUUAGAAGUAAAUUACUGUUAAACUUAAUGUUUGUUGUACUUCUAAUGAACUAAAUAUGCUAAAGUGUGGUGUUGUCUUCUUGUUAAAGAAGUAAAAAAACAGCCAGUUUUAUUUUAAAUGAGCCCUGUUGCUGCAAUUGAUUUAUAGCUUUUUGAAAAUGUUAUUUUUAGGAAAAGAAAACCAUAUUAAUUUAAUCCAAAAAGCUUCAGCUGUAUGAAAGGUAUUGAUUAUUUUUUUAACAAAAAAAAAAUAAAACAAAAAAACCAGAGAAAUUAAGCUAACACUUUCAAUGCUUUAACGAGAAAAAGUCUAGCUAGCAACAUAAUCGAGUGUGAUUACUUUAGCAAAGUAUUCAUGCUUCAAACUAAGCAGUUUUAAAUCAUUUGUAAUAAGAAAUGAAAAAAAUAGUUGUAGUAGCUUGUGAAAACACGGUCAUGCUAAUUAGCUAGUUUGCUACAAUAACCCUAAACACCGGAGUUUUAGCUCCAGUGUUGAAGCUCUUUGAAUUAGCGUAACUCUUCAACCGUUUGUGCAAUUACAAUAACUCCCAAUGGACUCUAAAGCUGAGAAAAGUUCUUUUGAGUUGAUAUGCAACAGUACCCUAGUACAGCAUUUGGACGUAGAAAUAAGAAACUUCGCAAAAAUAUCCGACAUUUCAUGCUAGUACAGCAUUUACACAGUUAGCGUAAACCAACUGAUUCUGAUGUGGAGAAAAACAACUUUUUCGUUGAUAUGCGACACUUUAAGCUAGUACAGCAUUGACGCGAUUAACGUAAACCAACUGAUUUUAACGCACAGAAAAGCAACUUUGCGUAAAAAGGCGAAAAUUUAUGCUAGUACAAAUUUUACGCAGUUAACGCAAACCAACUGGUUCUGACGCAGAGAAAAGCAGUUUUUCGUUGAUAUGCGACACUUUUCGCAAGUACAGCAUUGACGCAAUUAGCGUAAACAAACUGAUUUUGACGCACAGAAAAGCAGCUUUGCGUAAAAAGGCGAAAAUUUACACUAGUACAAAUUUUACACAGUUAACGUAAACCAACUGGUUUGACGCAGAUAUGCGACACUUUAAGCUAGUAAAGCAUUGACGCGUUUAACGUAAACCAGCUGAUUCUGACACGAAGAAAAGCAUCUUUGCGUAAAUAUUUAACACUUUACUAAAGUGAAGUGUUUAUGCAAUCAAAGAAAUUCAGCAUAGGAAAUUAGCAUAAAUGACGCUGCGAGAACUUUAUUUUGUAAAGUUAGCAAACUUCAUGUUUAUUAACAUAAAAGGUUGGAGCUAAUUGUUUUUUCCAUCUCAAAAUCCAUUUGGAAUUUUGUUGAGUAAAUGUGGAAGAGUUACGAUAAGCUUAAAGAGUUAUGUGGCGUUGGCUUCAUAGUUAAAGGGUUAAACAGAAUAUUGCUAAAGCUGUUUUAGCUAACUGCGGUUUCAGUUAGCUAGCUAAGUUAAAGUGUGAAGUUGGCUUCAAAACACCUUGAUUUUUUAAUGGGUUUACUGAAUGUAAUAAAUCCAAAUCUGACCAGAACAUUAAUUUCAACAGUUUUAUUUUGUUAAAGGAUUAUAUUUAGCAGGAAAUGAGGUUUUUGCCACAUUAGCAUGUUCAUGUAAAAUGAUUAUUGAGUUAAUGCUAAAGAUUUGUUGUGAUUGAAGCUCACUUUUCUUUCAACUUUUGUUGUGCAUAAAGCUUGUUUUAUUUGCAAGAGUAACUAGGAGAGUGUUUUAGGAAGAACAAAUGUGUUUCAGCCAAAGCAGUGAAGAACUUUUGAAGAACAUUGACAUUGUUUACCUACCUUUGAGACGGGACAUUGAUUAUUGAUCAAAUCAAUUCAAUUGAUUAGUAUUGGAGAGUUAUUAAUUGUUUUUGUCUUUUUAAAGUCAUUAAUUAUUUUUAGUCCUUUUUUUAAAAAGGUCGGUUUGUUUUCCAGCAUAAAAGAAUCAAAUUAUUCCGUAAAAUAAGCAAUAAGAAAAAAAAGUUGAAAGCACAUAUCAAUGGUUGCAGAUUGCUGUAACUCGGUUGCAUGUCUGCUUAUCACGAGUGCCUUAAAGGGAAUGAAGCUGCCUUCUGCCCCCCCACUUUUAUCUUUGUACAGUAAAAACAUAAGAAGAAAAUGAAGCCUUUGUGUUCAGGGAUUUUAGUGUGUGGCAGGAAACUAAUCAGUCUGUAAAUCAUGAAUCGCUACAGUCAUACUUUGUUGAUUAGAACCAUGAAUUUGCUGUGUAUACUGUUGUCCAUAUAUGGAUUCAAAUAAAACUUUUUUUUUCUCAGA
Messenger RNA from Oryzias melastigma (Indian medaka), 3783 nucleotides. RefSeq names its product chloride intracellular channel 5a (gene clic5a). The record is from RefSeq and is a predicted model, not a curated record. NCBI's taxonomy places the organism in Eukaryota, Metazoa, Chordata, Actinopteri, Beloniformes, Adrianichthyidae. The coding region runs from base 721 to 1464 and encodes 247 amino acids. The transcript is spliced from 6 exons.